AUGAGGGAAUCAGACAAGGGACCGAUUCCUGAAUACAACCUGAACAUUAGCCCUGUCAAAAUAGUUGCAGUAAUGAAAGGAAUGGGAAGCCAAGUCAAGUGGCCUGAAAAGAUUAAAAAGCCAGCAGCAAUGCGCGACAUGACAAAGUGGUGUGAAUUUCAUAAUGACCACGGACAUACCACUCCAGAAUGCAUAGCAUUAAGAUAUGAAGUGGCUGGACUCUUGCGCAAAGGUCAAUUGCGAGAUUUUUUAUCAGACAAGGGGAAGAUGACCGUGACGGAAGCAGAUAAGAGGCCAACAACACCACCAGAACCACCGCAGCACACCCGGACAUGUAAUGUCAUCUCCGGAGGGUCAGAGGUCAGCGGCGUAACAUACUCAGCCGCUAAGAGGCAUGCACAUGAAAUAGUCGGGACAGAUGGUAGACCAAAGAAACAACCAUCAGCCUAUAACGGCCAGACCAUCAGCUUCGUGGAUGACGAAGCUUCAGAUUUGCUCAAUCCUCACCAUGAUGCUUUAGUCAUUUCUUUAUUUAUUUCGAAUUAUUUUACUAAACGUAUACUGAUCGAUAACGGUAGCUCUGCUAACAUCUUAUUUUUGAAUGCUCUUAGGGAGAUGGGGAUCGACGAGGCCACCAUCAUCCGUAAAUCCACAGUAUUGGUUGGGUUCAGUGGAGAGCAGAAACAAUCAGUCGGCGAGGUCACACUCCACGUUUAUGCAGAAGGAGUCAACCUACAGACGAAGUUCCUUGUAGUUGACUCUCCAUCAGCUUAUAAUGCAAUCUUGGGCCGACCGUGGAUCCAUUCCAUGAAAGCCGUGCCAUCCACAUACCACCAAGUGAUCAGGUUCCCAACCAAGUGGGGAGUGAAAGAAAUAUGGGGAGCCCAAAAAACUGCUCGAGAUUGUUAUCAAAACUCGCUAAAAGAGAAAUCGGCAACAUUAUAG
Cannabis sativa is the source of this 945-nucleotide messenger RNA. RefSeq lists its product as uncharacterized. The coding region runs from base 1 to 945 and encodes 314 amino acids. The record is from RefSeq and is a predicted model, not a curated record. The transcript has a single exon. Lineage: Eukaryota; Viridiplantae; Streptophyta; Magnoliopsida; Rosales; Cannabaceae.